AUGGAUGAAGCAGAAAAAAUCAUGAGCACUAUAAAAAAAGAUAUAAAUAACCGCCCAAUAUCAUUAAAAAUGGAUUGUUGCACUAGAUUAAAUAGAGGGAUAAUUGGGAUAAAUAUACAAUAUCAUAUAAAAAACAAAUUAGUUAUAAGGACAUUGGCUAUGUCUAACUUGGAAGAACGUCACACCAGUGAUUACUUAAAAUCUGUGGUCUUAAAAGUACUGAACCGUUAUGAUAUAAGACCUGAUCAAGUUUACUCAUGUACGGUUGACAAUGGUGCUAAUAUGGUGAAAAUGGUGCGUUUGCUUGCUGAAGAUAAUGAAAAUGAUGCACAAGAGCUUAAUGCUGGUGAAAUUGAUGAAGAUGGUGACACUGAUGUUUUGGCUAACAACCAAUACUCAUCUGAAAAUGAAAUAUUAAAUGAUAACUUCCAAGAACAUUUAGUAAAUUCAUUUACAUCUACAGGAUUUGGAAUGACAUUUUGUAUCAGGUGUUCAGCCCAUACAGUUCAACUUUGUGUCUUUGAUGGUUUAAAAACCACUAAUCUAAAAGUAAUUUUAGAAAAAGCUCGCAAGGUUGUUAAAAAGUUGAGAACCCCCACUGUAUCAACAAUGUUGAAAAAAAAAAAUUUAAAGAAAGCCAUUUUAGAUUGUGAUACAAGGUGGAACUCAAUUUAUCAUAUGCUUAAUCGCCUAUAUGAUUUAAAACAGUUUUGUGAACUAACGGCUAAUGAUCAUUGUAUUCCUGAAUUAGAACUUAAUAAUGAUGAUUGGGAAUUAAUUAAAUCAUUGGUGCUGACUUUGGAGCCUGUAGAAAUCGGAUCUAAAAUCUUACAAAAAGCAGAUCUUACUAUUGGUGACUUUUAUGGAUGUUGGUGGAAAAUUAGAAAUGGAUUGUCCAAAGUGAACACAGAGCUAUCUAAAGCAAUCCAAGCUUCCAUGAUAUUUAAUUAUAUGUCUUUUCUAGCUAUAUAUAUGGAUCCUCGUUUCCAAAUACUUCUUGUUCCCGAAUUUAAAAAAAAAGCGCAAGAUCAUAUCUGCAAAUUAUGGAGUUUGAUAUGUGCUUUGAAAAACGUUGGCCGACCCCAAGAAGUGUGUACAAUAAAUGUACCUGAAAAUGUAUGCGUAACUGUCGAUAAUGAAACUGAUAUAACUGACGACUUUGAGUUAUUUUUGAAAUCCAAAAGUGGUAGCAAUUGUAUUACCACUAACAGUACAAUAUUACAACCUAAUAUAAGUGCUAUUGUGAAAUCAUAUGAUGGUGUCCAAAGAAUCCCAUAUGAGUCUGAUAUUAGAGAAUACUGGAGUUUGAAAGAAAAAAAAAUGCCUGAGUUAUAUGAAAUUUCUCAAAUUUUAAUGUCUAUACCAGCCACACAAGUAAGCUUAAAAGAUUAA
Molecule: messenger RNA, 1392 nt
Organism: Acyrthosiphon pisum (pea aphid)
Lineage: Eukaryota; Metazoa; Arthropoda; Insecta; Hemiptera; Aphididae
Exons: 6
Coding region: 1-1392 (463 amino acids)
Molecular function (GO): protein dimerization activity
Source: RefSeq, a predicted model, not a curated record